Cantharellus anzutake is the source of this 1914-nucleotide messenger RNA. RefSeq names its product GMC oxidoreductase. The record is from RefSeq and is a predicted model, not a curated record. The transcript is spliced from 23 exons. NCBI's taxonomy places the organism in Eukaryota, Fungi, Basidiomycota, Agaricomycetes, Cantharellales, Hydnaceae. Bases 1 to 1914 code for a protein of 637 amino acids. Gene Ontology annotation, molecular function: flavin adenine dinucleotide binding; oxidoreductase activity, acting on CH-OH group of donors.
AUGUCCGUGGAAAUCAUGCAAGCACCCUCAAAAAUCACUGCAAACUUAGAAGACGUUAAACACCAUGAAUUCGAUUACGUGGUCGUUGGUAAGCAUCAUCUCGAAACCCUCAUGUUCAUGUUCAUGAGCGAUGUUUUAGGCGGUGGAACGACGGGUCUCACACUUGCCACUCGACUGGCCGAGGAUGCCACGAUCAGCGUUGCCGUUCUAGAGGCGGGGGGACUGAAUUUCCCACAUCCUUCGAUAGAUAUCCCUGCUCAGUAUGGUAAAGAACUCGGAAACCCAUACCUCGCCUUUGGACACACCACUGCAACACAGAAAUUCGCGAACAACCGUUCAAUUCCUUCACCCUGGUACACUGUUUAUCUCGAUCCUAUCGCACCGCCUUCGCAAUGGAAACCUUCAGCGAGCGACAUUAACAUAUGGUCGAAACUAGGCACCGAUGGAUGGGAUUGGACCCUUUUCGAUGAGCAUAUUCGAAAAGCUGAGAAUUUCAUCCCGCCCGCUGCCGACGAGGUCGCGGAACUCGGCAUUACCUACGAUAGUUCUAAGUAUGGCCAAGGAGGACCUAUCUCUAUCGGUAUUACUACCGUUGAAUUGUCCGGUGAAAAACAGUAUCGAGAAACAAUGAACAAAUUUGGAGUCCCGACGUUAGAAGCAGCGGGCGGACCUGACAUUCUAGGAACGGGGGUUUAUGCUGCAAGCAUCAACCCCCAAACCGGUUUGCGCUCUUAUUCGGCCAAUUCAUAUUUCGUGCCAAACGCGCAUCGCCCCAACCUCAAGGUGCUCACCAAUGCACCCGUCACCAAGAUCAUCAUUCCCGCAACCAACACGCCCGAAGACGACGUAGUGGCCAGUGGGGUCGAGUUUGAACAUGGUGGAGAUAUUUACGACGUUCAUGCAAAGAAAGAAGUAAUCGUGAGCGCGGGCACACUCGCCACCUCAACAAUUUUAGAGAGGUCAGGCAUUGGCAACAAAGAAAUCCUUGAACCUCUCGGUAUCCCAGUCAAAGUACAUAACCCCCAAGUUGGCGAGAACCUUCAAGAGCAUUGCCUGGCUGCAGUGAUCCACGAGAUCGAUGCGAAAGCGAACGGUUGGGAGACUUUGGAUGGUUUGGCUGAUCCAGAGUAUGCCGCAGAACAGCGCCGCCUCCAGUUAAGUGUCUGGGCUCGGGCUCGGUCUUCACCGCAGCUCGAUCAACAAUAUAACAUGGCUGACACUCAGCGACGUCACUCCAUCCAAGUUUACGUCCCUUGUGGCCAACGAGGAACAAAAGAUUGCGAGGCUGGAGAAAGAAGUUAUUUCGACACGCGAACAGGCCUCGAAGAACAGUACAAGCUUCAGAUAGAGAGCCUGAAGGACAAUCGUGUUCCUGACUGCGAGUUCUCCUUUGCCCCCUUCUUCUUCCCUGUUUCUGGCAGAACUCCAGAGAAAGGGAAACUAUAUAACUCGAUAGUUACUUUCCUCAAUAAGCCAUUUUCUCGAGGAUCUAUUCAUAUCCAAUCUGAAGACGACAAGAUACCUGCUGUGAUGGAUCCGAACAUUUUCGAGCAUGAUAUUGACCUUCAACUUUUGGUCGAAAGUCUGAAGUUUGUGCGAAAAGCGGCCGAGACCGCGCCUUACAAGGAACGUAUUGUUAAGGAGUUAUCUCCCGGCCCAGAGGUUUCGACUGAUGAGCAGCUCGCCGAAUAUGUUAGGAGCACGGUGGGCUCUACCUGGCACGCUGCUGGCACGUGCGCAAUGCUACCCAUGGAGAAAGGAGGGGUGGUUGACUCGAACCUCCGCAUCUACGGAACGAAGAACAUCCGAGUUGCGGAUCUUUCGAUCAUCCCUCUUCAUAUGGCUGCUCAUCCUCAAACAAUGGCAUACGCAAUUGGCGAAAUAUUGGCCGGGAAGAUUAAAGGUCAGAAGUAG